UUACAUCCUGACACACCUGACCCCAUUGCGGCGCCUCUGGACGACAUGGCGGUGGUGAGGAUGGGGCCCAAGGAGCACGGUCGGGAGGCGGUUCUCGAUGCUGUGAUCACUCCUAGUAUCUCCUACACACAGCUUCGUCGGAUCGACCCGAGCCUGAGCCAGCGCACGAGCCAGCCAGUGACUAGUACACAGUCCCUCUUUCAGGAGCAACAAUCUGCCUACAUGGAGUACACACGCCAGGAGACCAUGGCGUGGCAUCAGAGGCUUUAUGAACACCAAGUGCAGAGGGAUAGCCAGAUGCAGCAGGCUUUUCAGGAUAUGGCGGCCGGCAGGUGUCCUCAGUUCCCUACAGCACAAUGCCCUCCAGCACAACCAGUGCUGAUGAGCUUUGAGGAGUUUGUGGCACAGAACGCUGGCCCCUCGCCGGGAACAGGUGGAUCUACCGUUGGCGGUGGUCUUCGCAGCACUCCGGAGACACGGAGCCCGACCACUCCGAUCCACGGAGGCGGAGGCGGAGGAGGAGGCGGUCUUGGCGGUAGCGCUGCCGCUAGCAGUGACGACCUGGGCUUCGGCGGUCUGGCGGUGACGACCUCCCGUGGUUGCUCGACGUCCGGCGCUAAGCCUUUGGGUCACAUGUGGCGGUCUUGGUGGUGA
Messenger RNA from Triticum urartu, 654 nucleotides. Lineage: Eukaryota; Viridiplantae; Streptophyta; Magnoliopsida; Poales; Poaceae. The record is from RefSeq and is a predicted model, not a curated record.